AUGGCACAGCCCAGAAAACAGGAGAAAGACUUCACGGCGGAGGUGGCGGCGCUGGUGCCGGAAGUGGAGGGGCUCGCCAAGGAUGGCAAGUUGAUCGAUGCCGUGGAGAAGAUCACCGCUAUGGAGAAGCAGACCCGAAAUGCUGCCGACAUGACUUCAACCGCAACCCUCCUCACCACUCUCGCUACCAUCAUCCACUCAGCAGGCGACCUCGACAUGCUGAAUCAACAACUGACGAUCAUGUCAAAGAAGCAUGGUCAACUGAAGGAGGCGGUGGUACGCAUGGUGGAUGAGGCGAUGAAGUGGCUGCCGGCGCUCAAGGAGAAGAAGGAGAAGGGGGAGUACAAGGGCGGGAAGGAUCGGUGGUUGGAGUUGUUGAACACGCUGAGGGAUAUCACGGAGGGGAAAAUAUACCUCGAACUGGCAAGAGCGAGGUUGACAUUGUCCUUGGCGGAGCACCACGAGAAGCUCUCAGAAUCAGCACCCUCAGAGCCGUCAUCCCCCUCUACCGCGAAAUCUACCUCCGCCGAACCCGAGAAGAAGAAGGAGCCCACGACUGCCCGAGAUCACAUUGACGCUGCUGCGGAUCUGCUGUCAGAUAUUCAGGUGGAGACGUAUAGCAGUAUGGACAAGCGGGAGAAGACAGAAUUCAUUCUGGAGCAAAUGCGUCUCGAGAGCAUGCGGGGAAACUGGACAAAGGUUCGAGUGGGAUCGAGGAAGGUGAACCGGGUGUACCUGAAAGAGGAGGACGUAUCAGAUCUCAAACUGCGCUUCUACGACCUCAUCGUCCAGCUCGCAUUGCAGGAUGACGACUUCCUCGAGGCGUGCAACGCCUAUCAGGCGGUGUGGGACACCAAGAGGAUCAAGGACGAUGAAGCAGCAGAGCGGAAUGUUCUGGAGAACAUCAUCAUCUAUGUCAUUCUUGCGCCAUACAACAAUGAGCAAAACGACAUGCUUCACAAGCUUUACGCAGACUCGAACCUCCAAAAUGCCGAGACACACUACGACCUCUUGAAAUGCUUUGUCACGAAGGAGCUCAUGCGAUGGCCUGGAAUCGAAGAGCUGUACGGGCCCAAGAUCAGGACAUCGCCUGUCUUUGCACCCGACUCGGAUCUCGGCAAGAAGACGGGAACGAAUGCGGAGGGUAAGAAGCCGGAGGAGCUGGAGAAGCCAGGAGAGUGGCGCUGGGAGCAACUGCACAAGCGGGUUGUGGAGCACAACAUCCGAGUCCUCGCAUCCUACUACUCGCGUAUCCACAUGUCCCGGCUUUCAGAGCUCCUCGACCUCCCACCCCUCACUACCGAACGCACCAUCUGCAAGCUCGUCACCGACAAGACUAUUUUUGCGCGGAUAGACCGCCCGGCCGGCAUCGUCACGUUCAAGAAGAAGCGGGAUGCCAAUGACGUGUUGAAUGUCUGGUCGACGGACAUUGGAAAGAUGUUGGGACUGGUGGAGAAGGCGAGUCAUCUGGUUUCCAAGGAGUAUGCGAUGCAUGAGGCGAGUAAGGGCGGGAAGGGGGUCAAGGCGUGA
Dioszegia hungarica is the source of this 1530-nucleotide messenger RNA. RefSeq lists its product as uncharacterized. NCBI's taxonomy places the organism in Eukaryota, Fungi, Basidiomycota, Tremellomycetes, Tremellales, Bulleribasidiaceae. The record is from RefSeq and is a predicted model, not a curated record. The coding region runs from base 1 to 1530 and encodes 509 amino acids. The transcript is spliced from 10 exons. Gene Ontology annotation, cellular component: proteasome regulatory particle, lid subcomplex; nuclear proteasome complex; cytoplasm.